Messenger RNA from Aplosporella prunicola CBS 121167, 900 nucleotides. RefSeq lists its product as uncharacterized. The transcript has a single exon. Bases 414 to 668 code for a protein of 84 amino acids. The record is from RefSeq and is a predicted model, not a curated record. Lineage: Eukaryota; Fungi; Ascomycota; Dothideomycetes; Botryosphaeriales; Aplosporellaceae.
CCCUUGUCCUCUGUUGCAACUGUAUUGACGUGAACGAGAGCGCCCUCUGGCUUCUCCCAGAGGCCACAAGUUAGCAACAGAUCCCUCCAGACGCGACUUUCCCCGAGCUCUGUCGCGACAAGCCCGCGAAAACGGUUCGUCAAUCGGCCCAAGUCAGCAGCGGCACCCUCUCCAACGCCAAAUCCACAAGCAAACACAUACGCGACAUCCAGGGCGGCGGUAUCCCGCCGACUUACACACGCAGAAGGCGUAGCAGCGUCCACGCAUGCUCUCCACACCCUGACUACGCGCACGCGACCGAGCACAUACACCAGAGCCUGCUGCAUUCGCGAGAGCAGGGUCCAGUACUCCAGGAUCGGCAUCGGCAUCGGCACGGCGAAGAGCCCUCGCGGCUUGCCAGAACCAAGGAAUUGAUGGAAGCGCCUAUGCACGUUGAGCGCCUCGCCUCGACCGUGCUUGACAUGAAGAGCCCAGUCCGCAACGAGGCCAGCGACGCCAUCGUGCUCGAAGCAACCGUAAAGUACAGGAAAGAGCAGUACACCCUACAACAGAAGCUAGUUGCCCAUCUCGGCCGCCCAAACCAGGGCGCAAGGGGCCCAGAAGUCGAAGCUCGAGAACAGCGCGCAGAGCGAGGCUCGACGGUGUUUCGCACCGCCGUCGAGCACUGAUGGGGAUCGGCGGCUUGAUGUGCUGGGACGGCCCAUCAUCAUACGUUGGAGGCGGCAGGCAAGAUUGCGCUGCGUUUCAGCGCUGAGCCGCCUCUUGAUCUGCUUGUUUUUCCAGUCCUGUCCGGCUCCUCGCUCUAGAGCCCAUCAGCCCACGUAGCGGUUCCACAUGUCGUCAUGGUACGUACGGUCCGGACGGCGGAUCUCGCAGUGCGUGCACCAGAGAAUGCAGACA